This is a messenger RNA of Amborella trichopoda, 930 nucleotides long. NCBI's taxonomy places the organism in Eukaryota, Viridiplantae, Streptophyta, Magnoliopsida, Amborellales, Amborellaceae. The record is from RefSeq and is a predicted model, not a curated record.
AUGUCGAGGAUGAGGGCCAAUAAUUCAAGAUUCAGUAAUGAAAACACCAAGGCCCUCGGUGAAUUCGUCAAGACUUUAGGGGCUAUGACACAGAUGAUGAAGGAAGCUAUGCCAGCCCCAUCUACACCUGCCCCUGACUCGAAUGAUAGUAGCUUAAUACAGAAGUUUAGGAGGUUGGCUCCUCUAACCUUCUUAGAGCUAGGGGGAGUAGAAAAGGCUGAGAGAUGGAGGAGACAGGUAGAGACGAUAUUCAAAGUUUUAAACUGCAUUGUUGAGCAUAAAGUAAGGCUAGGCACUUUCAUACUUGAAGGGGACGUUGAGCACUGGUGGGGCUUAGUAGAACAAUCUUGGGAAAGGUCAGGGACAGAAAUGACCUGGGAGAAUUUCCUAGAAGCCUUCAAUAAAAAGUAUUUUCCUGAUUCAGUAAGGGAAAGAAAAGAAGUAGAGUUUAUCAAGUUGCAGCAAGGGAAUUUAACUGUAGAGCAGUAUGCAGCCAAGUUUGUUGAGUUGUCAAGUGGAUUUGGCCAUGAAGAUAGAAAGGGAAGAGGAAGAGUUCCAGGGGGAGGAAACUGGAAGAUGAGGCCAGCCCAGUUUGGAAACUCGAGGAGAAAAGCUCGACCACCGCUAAAGAGGAACUUUCGGAGAAGAGAAAAUCAAAGGGACAAGAUGAUUCAGUGGACUUUACUGGGCGAUGUAGGAGAGAAUCGGUGCCCAACAUGUCCACUUUGUAGGAAGGAUAAUCAUGUGGCGGCUGAUUACCGAAGGAAGACUAAGGCGUGCUUCGAGUGUGGCAAGCCGGACCACCAGAUUAGAGACUGCUUAGUAAGGGGACCUGAGAACCGACCAAAGACUCAAGGUCGGGUGUUUGUUCUCACUGAGCAGGAAGCUAAGGCAUCAACUUCAGUUAUCAGAGGUACGAAUCCUAGUUGA